AUGUUAUUGGAUUGGGGCAGGUUGGAGGAUGCAGGCUAUGCUGUUGGUGCUAGGGUGUUGGAACUUCUUUUCCAUCAGGAAAAGGUUUGGAACUCAUUUAAUCCCCACAGUCAUCAGCUAAAGUUGUACGAUUUUGGGAGUGCAAAGAUGUUGGUGCCUAGUGAACCCAACAUAACAUAUAUUUGCUCACGGUAUUAUAGGGCUCCAGAAUUGAUAUUUGAGGCUACAGAGUACACAACUACAAUUGAUAUGUGGUCUGUUGGUUGUGUUUUGGCCGAGCUACUUUUAGGCCAACCUCUGUUUCCUGGAGAAAGUGGGGUUGAUCAGCUGGUAGAAAUAACUAAGAUAUUGGGGACACCAACCAGAGAGGAAAUUAGAUACAUGAAUCCAAAUUACACGGAGUUCGAAUUUCCUCAGAUCAAAGCACACCCAUGGCACAAGGUUUUUAACAAGCGAAUGCCAGCCGAAACUGUGGAUCUUGUGUCGAGGUUGCUCCAAUAUUCACCAAAUCUACGUUGCACUGCUUUGGAGGCAUGUGCACAUCCUUUCUUUGAUGAUUUGAGGGAACCAACCACAAGCUUACCAAAUGGUAGACCGCUCCCUUCUCUCUUCAAUUUCACGCCUCAAGGGGGGUUUGAUGGUUCUCUUGUUGAUCGUGGCGAAAUUUCUUACAGAGCUGGCUGGACAUUGCCUGGAUUGCGUCAACGUCUUAUUCCUGAGCAUGUGAGGAAAUGA
This is a messenger RNA of Camellia sinensis, 735 nucleotides long. The record is from RefSeq and is a predicted model, not a curated record. NCBI's taxonomy places the organism in Eukaryota, Viridiplantae, Streptophyta, Magnoliopsida, Ericales, Theaceae.